Messenger RNA from Symbiodinium sp. CCMP2592, 738 nucleotides. The record is from the annotation of a GenBank genome assembly. NCBI's taxonomy places the organism in Eukaryota, Dinophyceae, Suessiales, Symbiodiniaceae.
AUGGGAGUCCAACAGUCCCUACAGGGACAGGCGGCUCAAGGUGCCUUCAGUCCCAAGGAGCUCUACAACCUCAAGCAGGUCUAUUUCUACCUCUGCCUGCACACGACGACAUUGACAUCUUGUCCACUUGACAGGAAUCAGUUUCACUCCCUCUUUGCGAACCAUCGGCAGUACAAGCCCCUUUGGCGCGCCCUCUUCUCCGCCAUCGACUUCAAUGGUGACAACAUCAUCGAUUUCGAGGAGUUCUUGACAUUCGUCACACAGUUGAAACGAGGAGGAAUGGAGGCAAAGCGACGGCUUUGCUUCAGACUCUUCGAUUCAAACCAGGAUGGCUACGCAGAGAAGGGGGAUUUCCGCGGCAUCUUGGAAACAAAGAUCGCAGCCCUGAGGCGUCCCUCGUGGCAGACCACGUCCAGCGUUGCAGCCGGCACAGACUCUGCUCCCGACGAGUACAUGCAGUUCUUCAACAUUUGCGACGAGGACGCCGAUGGCAGGAUCAACUACGAGGACUUCGAGACGUACUGUGCCGUCCAUGGCGAGUCCAUCGUCAACCAGACGUUGAAGAUCCUCGAGGUCAUGUUUGACGGAGUUAUCGAGGAGACGGGCAUUAUCAUAACUGCCACGGACGUCCGAAAUACGAAGCCCCACAUCGACUGGCAGGACCACCGGAUGAACAUGGGCUCCCUGUUCUGCUGCAGCUCUUCCAGCCCUGUCUUCACAACUCCUCCCGUGGCGUGA